Molecule: messenger RNA, 3937 nt
Organism: Malaclemys terrapin pileata
Lineage: Eukaryota; Metazoa; Chordata; Testudines; Emydidae
Product: transmembrane protein 217-like
Exons: 1
Coding region: 2889-3521 (210 amino acids)
Source: RefSeq, a predicted model, not a curated record
CUUUCCUUUAGGGGGCACUUGGGUAACGUUUUCUGGAUUUUCUCCACAACCAUGAGGGCUAGAAAUUUUUUUUUUUUUUUUUUAAACAGAAGUUGACAUUCUCACCAAAUCACUUGCCUCCAGGAGCUGGGGCUUUAAGAAAAACACCAAAUAUCACAAGUAUCACAAUAAAAUGAUGGGAGUUGACAAUACUGCCGUUCUUGCCCUAAGGAACCUACAAUUUAAAGCCCUGAUCCUGAAAACACUUGAGCAGGUGCAUAACUUUUGGAUUCUUUUAAGGGAGGAAGCCAAACAGAGUCACGCCCCAUCCUAAAGUGUAGGAUCUAGGGCUGGCAGUAAUGCAUCCCUGCCCGAUGUGGGGUCGGAAAUCUCUUCAUUGCCCGAACAGGCCAAGGAAGCACUACUGAUUUCUUGGCCAUGGAGACAAGUCCUCUCCCAGGCCCUUGUCCUAGGUGCUGGUCUCCAGUAGGGGGAAGCAGUCACCUUUUGCUGGCUCUCGGCAGGUGGAUAGUUUGGUUUCUGCCAAUAUCUGAGCCAGGUGCCUUCUGUUUGGCCAUAGUUUCUAACUGUUAGAUUAGCCCACUGCUACCUUCUGGUUUUUGUUUGUUUGCAUCUUCCUCUGAAGCUUCUGGCACUGGCCGCUGUUGGAGAAAGGCUCCUGGACUAGAUGGAGCUUGGUUUUGAUUCCAUCUGGCAAUUCCUAUGUUCCCUUUGUUUUAUAGGUUCCUGGUGAGCUGAGGAGUUAUUCCUUUAGCAAAGCAGGGUCCCAAGGGGAAGAGCACACGGUCUCUCAGCCAUUCGGUCAGUGGCAUUGUAGCUAGGCAUUACUUCCAGACGGUGCAAAGAUAUCGCAGCCGAUCCAUCCACCAGAUCUCCUCCCUUUUCUCUCUCGGAAGGAGGUAAGUUAGCCCUGACCUGCUCACUGAGUCUAACCUUUGAGAGGCUGGAAAUGCCUCCUGUUGGUGGACAUGAAAGAUGGAGAUGAAAUAUAAAGGGCUACUUCCAGAUGUCCCCAUUCAAACAAACUUCUCUUGACACUGAUGGGAGUUUGCUUGAUUAAAGCUCCAGGCUUUGGCCCUUUGAGUUCAGAGGAAUUGCUGGCAUUCAUAGCCUAGAAAUCUGGCCAGAGCACCACAAUGGGAGCUGCUGUGCUAACUUGGUCAACCUGGUCCAGAUUGCAGGCCCUGUUCGGCUCUUGUGAAGCUGGCCCUGAGCUCUGUGGAAAACGUGGUCUGUGGAUUUCCAGGAGAACUGUGGGCGCUCAGCCCCCCGGAGGAAUCAGCCUGCAGGCUUGGCAUUGCACCUUUUCUUCUAAUUUAUUUUAUUUUGCAAUGGUUUUUUUAAAAACAAAGUUCUGUGUCAGUACAGAACUGGCUCAAGGGGCCUGCAAUCUAGAGCUGAGUGGUUACAUUGCAGCAAAUAAUUGAUUCAACAUAUAUUUGGUGAUUUUAAUGAAAUAAUAAUAAAGACCUCACUCUAAUCUAGCAUUUUUCAUCUGUAGUUCUCCAAGUGCUUGACAAAGCACAGUAUCAUUAUUCCCAGUUUACAGGUGGGGAAACUGAGGCACAGAGAGGGACGACGUGAUUUGCCCAAGAUCACCCAGCAGGUCAGUGGCAGAGGUGGGAAUAGAACCAAAUCUCCUAGAGUGCUCUAUCCACCAGGUCACACUGAGGACGCCAACAGCUGUGAGACUGCUAGACUCUGUGUUAUUGAGAUUAAAAUAAUAAGGAGGCUGAUCCAAGGGUUUAGGCACCCUAAUGUCAUUAAUUAUUCGGUAAACACAAUUAAAUUUAAUCUCUCCACCAUUAAAAUCAGUUCCACGGGAACUCGAGCAAUCAACCACCUGUCCCCUUCACUGUUUCUAAAAGGGGACUAGGGUGGCCCCCCCUUUAAAGCUGGCAGGUCUCUCAAUUCAGGAGCUCUGGAGCAUGGCCUGUCAUUGAUUAAGGGGGCUGGGAGCCCUUCUCUGCACUCGAGUGUUGGGGGAGGUGGACCGUGGUGAAGAGCACAUAGGAUCAUGGGGGACAGAACCAAGUUUUGGUUUAGCAGGAAUCUUGGUGAGAUAGGGUUACAGAGAGAGAGAGAGAGAGAGAGAGAGAGAGAUGGGGAUGUGGCAAACCCAGGAGAAACAGCUACAAAGGCGGGGGGGGGGGGGGGGGAGAGGGAGGUAGUAAUCAGUCCCAGGGGGUUAAAAAAGCCUCUCCCAAGCCACUGAAGAGAGAGAACCAUGGGGAAAUAAGGUUCAGCUGGGCAAGGGGUUACUAGGGAACUAAUUAGGUUCAGCUGGCUCCAACUGCUUGGGACCUUUUUAAACCCUCCCCGGCAUGGAAAGGGGGGGAGAGAGAGAGUGAGAGUACCAGGAAAGCUGCCAGUAAGUUAGGAGCAGCAAGGCUCUGAACCCUUCCAGCAAGGCAGGCCGCACUCUGUCCCCAGAAGGGAAGACAAACAAGCACAAGGGACUGACUGAGGGAAGGAAUAGCCAGCCCCUGUGCUACCUACAGGGUUUUGCUUUGCCCAAGCCUGGGUUCCAAGGCUAAAAAGGACUGAGCCUGCUGAGGAGAAGGAGGUACUUUGCCACACGGGUUACAGUGUGUGUGUCAGAGAGAGAUGGGGUUACUGUGUGUGUGUGUGUGAGAGAGAGAGAGAGAGAUGGGGUUACAGAGUGUGUGUGUGCACACUGAUCAACUCUCCUCCUUAGGCGUUCCACAUGAUGACCCUCCCCUCCCAUCCCCACCCCACGAUGUUUUAACCUGAUCCUUUUCUUUUCCAGCACAGGCUUGAGUUCACUGCACUUAAUCCCUAACACAAGCCCCGCCAACGUCUCUCCUAGCUUGCCUUUCUACUCUGCGACGCUCCUUCAGUUUCUCCAUGUUGCCUAUGGAGAAAACAUGAUGAUCAUCUUGGGCCCGGUGGGGUUCUGUGGCAUGACCCUCAAGGCCGGGGCCACUGUAGCUGCUGUCUACAUGAUCCUAGUGACCAACAUCUACCUGAUCUUUGAGGUUGGCCACUUGGAACGAGCAAUGACGGACAUGGCACAAAUCAAGCCCUUCAACUUAACCGAAGUGGGGAAGAUGCUACCGUAUUGCUACUAUACAGCCAUCACGCUGGCUGUCAUGACCUACCCGGUGUGUGUCUUCCUCAUCUACUCAGUCCCGAAGCGGCUCUACAUGGGCAUGUUCGCCUAUGUCGCAUGGAUCACCUUCUAUGACCCGGUUAACUGCCUCAUCGUGGCCCUGGCUUACCAGGUCUCCAAAGAAGCCUGGUUUUCCCUCAGCCCCCUGGAGUGGUUUGGGCUGGCCACCAGGAGCCCCAUGGAUUGUUUCUGGCUCUCCUUCGUUGUCACGUAUGCCCUGAUGGUUAUUGAAAGCAAAGGGCAAGGAAGGCUGUCGCUCAGGAUGAGGCGGAGCUCUAGGAUCGUGUCAGAACCGCCCAGGUUUAGGUUGGGCUCCACUGCUAGGAAAGGCGUGAGGGGAGGUAUUGGAGCAGUACGUUGGGCCCCAUUUUCACGUGUUUCCUACUGAUGGAGAUGAGAGACCAUUACCUGUGUAAUCUCCUUCCUCUGUUGUAUAAUUCAAUGUUUCUCUUGCUGUUGCUGCGUUUUCCAGGCUCUGAGUUCAAGUCCUGAAUAAAUCCCCCAAAAGCCCAUGAUUUAUAUUUGUGUUUUAGGUUUUUCCCUGGCUUUUAUUUUGCAUCAGGAAGCCACAGGGCAUGGGAGUCAGCAGAACUGGGUCUAUUCACCGUUCUGCUACCGAGUCACCAAAUGACCUUGAGGAGUCAUGUCAUCUCCCCCUACCUCAGUUUUCCCAUCCGUAAAAUGGAGAGAAAGAUAUUGCUGUAUAGUAUAUAUGUAAGGCACUGGAAGCUCGAGGGAUGAAAAGCCUGACAUAAGGCCAGAUUUUGAAAGACAUUUAGGCAUUGCGAUGCUCAGCCUUGAAAC